This is a messenger RNA of Bactrocera tryoni, 3133 nucleotides long. RefSeq names its product kelch-like protein 5. Bases 1355 to 2995 code for a protein of 546 amino acids. The record is from RefSeq and is a predicted model, not a curated record. The transcript is spliced from 8 exons. Gene Ontology annotation, molecular function: protein binding. NCBI's taxonomy places the organism in Eukaryota, Metazoa, Arthropoda, Insecta, Diptera, Tephritidae.
UCUCUAAAAUAAAACUACAGAUCAUUGUCAAUGAAGUGCAUUUCCGGCGCCAGAAACAAAGACAUUUCAAUUAUAAGAGUCUGUAUAUUAUAAAAAGUGCCACGCGAAAUAGACAGCUAAGGUCAGGUCGCAUUUUGCAUGCAGCAAACAAAAGCAACAGUCGAGGGGGAAUGUUUAUGUGCAUAAAGAGUUGAGUACUGAAUACUGCGUCACAAACAAAUUGCCAGUAAACCGUAUACAUUCACUUUGCGCCGAAUGCUGUUUGUCUAUCAUCUUCCCGUUUAAAUAUAUACAUAUAAAUAUGCGAGUAUGUGCAGUUUUUUUUACACUAAUCGUAGUGCGCCUCGUUCUUUGUCUGCAAACUGCUGUGCUGUAGGAAAAGCCGCACCAAACAAAGAAGUGCUAGCUAGUACGACAAUUGCAUAGCCGCAUUGCUAUACACUUGUCUCCCCUUUUGCACAUUUUACUACCCGUUCCAUGUGAAAUGACAGCGAGCUGCUACUCUAUGUGAUAUAUAGAUGCCGACUCUUGUAAAUUAUAAAUAUGUAUGUUAUAAAUAUAUGUGUGUGUAAUGUCGCUACAGCUGUGCGUUGGUUGGAUGAAGGUGAAGGAGUCGUACGGAAACGGACAAGCGUUUGGUUUCUGUUUUGUUUUGAAUUAACUGUUGCUAUUACCCGAUAACUUGUGUAAAUACAAAGGCAUAAGUAUACAUAUAUUAUAUGUAUAUAUACCAUAUGGUAUGAACACAUAUGAUACCAACCAAUAUGUACACAUCGUAAUGCUUAAACUCGUCAAAAAAUUAAUAGCACUAUGACUAAACUAAAGUUUCUCCCCCACAUUGAUAAAAUAAUGGUGCGAUAACGUAAAAAGUACUGUGAUAAUAAAAUAAAUAAACAAAAUUUAAACUAAUACGAAGAUAUGAAUAUCAAGUAAAGUCGAAAAAUUGCUGACGUUUAGCAAUUUCCCUGUAAUCAACUUCUUCAAUUCAAAAUUGCAUACACCUGGAAAGUUAUGCCUGGUUGACUUUGUUUAUAUGAAUCAUUAAUUAGUGCAUGGGGACUCAAAAGUUCAUAGGAAUAUAUACUAGGGCUAAUAUGUUUAUAUAAUUAUAUAUAAAUUAGGUUGUUGACGUGUUGCCGAUAUGUUUAUAGCGCGAAGAAUUUCGUCAGGUGCUAUGAAUAUAGAAAUAUUUCUAAAACAAGCAAAUACUUUAACUUCGAUUGCACCGAAGCUAAAAUUCCCUAAUAAAAUUUUUUUCUUGCAAUAACUUUGUUUUGAUCGUUCUGCUUUUAUAGCUGCCAUAGUGCCAGCCCAUCGUGUAGUAUUGUCAGCAUCGAGCGCCUACUUUGCCGCCAUGUUCACCGGUUCAUUGCGUGAGACCAAAGAGCAGGAAGUCACCCUCGGCGAGGUGCAUGGCGAUGCAUUACAAAUACUAAUACAAUACUGUUAUACGGGUUAUAUUGAGCUGCGCGAAGAUACUGUAGAAACGCUCCUAGCCACUGCCUGUCUGCUACAGUUGAACUCUGUAGUCACUGCCUGUUGCAACUUCCUUGCGCGCCAGUUACACCCAUCAAACUGCCUGGGCUUUGCCUUCUUUGCGGAACGACAAAGCUGCACAACGCUACUACGUCUGGCCAAAUCCUACACAUGCCAGCAUUUCAUGCAGGUUUGCAAAAAUCAAGAAUUCCUGCAACUCGACUCCGAGCAGCUGGGUAAGCUAAUUUCUAGUGAUGAUCUCAAUGUGCCCACCGAGGAGGACGUAGUGCACAGUCUCAAGAUGUGGGUGCAACACGAUCCCGCCAGCCGUGAAAAGCACAUUCCUGAAUUGUUGGCGUUAGUACGCUUGCCGCUGCUGAAACCCUCAUUUAUUAUGGAUCAUGUGGAAACGCUGUGCAGUUCCAAUGAAUGUCAACAGCUUGUGAUGGAAGCGCUUAAGUGGCAUUUAUUGCCCGAACGACGCAAUUUGUUAGCUUUAAUAGCUUCAGAGCGCACAAAGCCGCGUAAAUCGACGGUAGGUCGUUUGUUGGCGGUGGGCGGCAUGGAUGCGCACAAGGGCGCUAUAAGUAUUGAAAGCUACUGUCCGUAUGCGGACAAGUGGUCGGUGUGGAAGAAUAUGUCCGCACGUCGUUUACAAUUCGGUGUUGCUGUGAUGGAUGAUAAGUUAGUUAUAGUGGGCGGUCGCGAUGGCUUAAAAACGCUCAAUACAGUAGAGAGUUUAGACUUGAAUACGAUGGUGUGGACAGCGCUGAAUCCGAUGGGCACGCACCGCCAUGGCUUGGGCGUGGCGGUAUUGGAAGGUCCACUCUAUGCGGUCGGUGGUCAUGAUGGCUGGAGCUAUUUGUCCACUGUUGAACGUUGGGACCCAAGCACACGUACAUGGAGUUACGUGGCUUCGAUGUCCUCGAUGCGUUCGACCGCUGGCGUGGCAGUGCUUGGUGGUCGCUUGUUUGUGGUAGGCGGUCGAGAUGGUUCGGUGUGUCAUCGUUCGAUCGAAUGUUACGAUCCACACACCAAUAAAUGGACCAUGCGCGCGCCAAUGAAUAAACGACGCGGUGGCGUAGGCGUUGCUGUGGCAAAUGGAUUCCUAUACGCGCUGGGUGGCCACGAUUGUCCGGCCAGCAAUCCCUCUGUUUGCCGCACCGAUACAGUGGAGCGCUACGACCCCGCAACAGAUUCUUGGACUUUGAUCUGUUCGCUUAACGUCGGACGCGAUGCUAUCGGCUGCGCUUUGCUAGGCGAUCGCCUUAUGGCAAUUGGCGGUUAUGAUGGCAAUCAUUAUUUAAAAACCGUUGAAGUAUACAAUGCAGAGACAAACGAGUGGACUCAAGCUGCACCGCUGACAUACAGUCGCGCUGGCGCAAGCGUUGUGGCAAUACCGAAUAUCAUACCACCAACACCACCAUUACCCAGCGCAACAAAGAAAUGGAAACCGGUCAGAUUGAAUCCGAUGUGUUACAGACGCACCGUUGAAUUUGUCGAUUAUUACAACCUUUAAGCAACUACAUACAUACAUUAAUACAACAAUACAUUUUUUAUCAUAUUUUUUUACCAAACGAGUAUUUAGAUUUAAGAAGCAAAAAAUCAAAUUUUACUAUUGUAAUGGAUUCUUACUUUACAUACGCAUAUACAUACA